Phytophthora nicotianae INRA-310 is the source of this 396-nucleotide messenger RNA. RefSeq lists its product as hypothetical. The record is from RefSeq and is a predicted model, not a curated record. The transcript is spliced from 2 exons. The coding region runs from base 1 to 396 and encodes 131 amino acids. Lineage: Eukaryota; Oomycota; Peronosporomycetes; Peronosporales; Peronosporaceae.
AUGACUGCGCUCCCACUAUGCCAUAAGUCAAAGCAGAUCAACAGUGCACACUUGACGCUCCACCUCGCGCGUGUAGUGACUGCACACUUUGAAGGAGUGCUGCCACCGCUUAGAGUGCCCCGAGCUGGUGCUCUACUUCAACGUCUGUCACUCGUUGACCACGACCGUGACAUGGUCAGUCUGGAUGCGCGACGGCGGUGUCUGCGUCAGCGAUUUCAGCGCCACAUCUGCGGGCUGCACCACGUUCGCAUCGGUGUACUGGAGAAGGUGCAGAUGCAGCUCCUCGAGAAACUGGACCUGACUAAACUGGGUGGGCUGCUGGCGGCGCUAGUGGAGCUCCCUGUAAAUGAUAUGGGCGUUGACGACAUCUAUACCGACCGGCCCGUAGAACAGUGA